CCAUGCUCAGAGGCACUCCGGCGCGCCUUGCGCAACCGAAACCCGCUGCGCAGGUUCCUCUUGGGCGAGCCGCUUCGUGGGCUCCGCCCGUGCGCUCCCGGCUCCAGCAGCCCUCCGGCUCGGCUGCUCCUUCGGCCGCUCCGCCGCCGCCCCCGGGCGGCCAUGGGGAUCGUCAGGCUGGCCGAACUGCUCAAGGACGAGGCGCCGGACGCCGUGAGCUCCGUCCGCCUGGAGAAGUACCGCGGCCAAGUGGUGGCCCUAGAUGCCUCCGUGGCCAUUUACCAGUUCCUCACAGCGAUGCCAAAGAUCUCCAACCGCCACGGGGAAAAUAUCAGUGCUCUGCAAGGGCUGUUUUACCGGACGAUGCAUCUCCUCGAAAACGGCAUCAAGCCCUUGUUUGUGUUUGACGGGAAGCCCCCGGACCUCAAACAGACGGUGUUGGCCAAACGAGCAGCGGUCUCUGGAGCCAGGAAAAGAGCUGCAGAUUCUGCCACGGGUGAGCCUACACAUCGGCUCCCGAGACGAGACUGUGAGACCCUUCUGGGUUAUUUGGGGGUUCCCUGUGUGCAGGCUCCAGCUGAGGCAGAAGCUACUUGCGCAGCUCUGGUGAAGUCCGGGCACGCGUCCUGCACAGCCACAGAAGACAUGGACGCCUUGCCUUUCGGGAGCGUGCUGCUGCUCCGCCAUCUCAACGCUAAGAAUGGUGACUUGGAAGAGAUCUCCUUGCCCGUGGUUCUGCAAAAACUAAGCAUGACUCAGGAGCAGUUUGUGGACCUCUGCAUCCUGCUGGGCUGUGAUUACUGUGGAAAGAUCUCCAAACUGGGCCCCAAAAAGGCCCUGAAGCUGAUGCAGCAACACGGGACCAUCGAGGAGAUUCUGCAGCACACCAGCCGUGAGAAACAUCCGCUGCCGGACAGGUGGGCCCUGGAGGAGACGCGACGGCUCUUUCUGCAGCCAGAGGUGGCCGAGCCGGGCCAGGUGGUGCUGGAAUGGAGAGAGCCCGAUGAGGAGGGGCUGGUGCAGUUCCUGUCUCACGAGAAGCACAUGAAAGAGAGCCGGAUUCGCGGCCGGAUGAAAAAGUGGCGAGAGACCCGCCUGAAGCAAGCCCAAACCCAGUCGCCUGGCCCCGUGACGAAGGGCGGCCGAGGGCGGAAGCAGCGCGUGACUGACUUCUUCCAGGUCAAGAAACGUCAAGCCAAGGCACCCAGUACCCAGCCUCGCAGGAAGAGGCAGAAGAAAGCCCAGCAGCAGUCCUUUCUCUGUGGCUUGCAACCUCUGCAUGCUGGCCAGGCCCUGGACAUCCAAGCCCACCCAGGUCCCAAAACAGCGGCCUGCAGGGAUGACGCACCUGAAGUUAAUGAAGGGGGCGGAGCCUGGGAGAAUUGCAGUUUGGGGGAGAACACUAUCACAACUGAGGCCUUGCAGUGGGAGGGUUGCAAUAAGGGACUUACUUCCACAAAAUGAACAGUCACUUAGCUGGCUUUUAAAGUCAGGUAGCUACCAGGAGCAGGGCCUUCUCCGCUGUGGCACCCCGGCUGUGGAAUGAGCUCCCUAAGGACGUUCGCCUGGCACCUACACUAUAUUCUUUUAGACGCCAGGUGAAGACCUUUUUAUCUUCUUACCAUUUUAACAGUUAAGCAAUUUAAUUUUAACUUUGCUGUUUUAAUUUUAAAUCUGUAGUAAUUUCUGCAUUGCUGCUUGAUUUUAUCUUGGUUGUGUCAUUAUAUUGUAUUUUAUAUUAUGCUUUUAUGCUGUUGGUUUUAUAUUUUGAACGUUUUUUAUGGUUUAAAUUUUUGUAAACCGCCCAAAGAGCUUUGGAUAUAAAACUGCAAUAAAUAAAUAAUUAAAUAAGGCCCAGUCGGAUGCCAGAAGGCCCAUCAACAGAUACUCUCCAGGGCAGAAGACCUCUGAAUUGCAAGGAGCUAUGGGGAGGGUGUUGGCUGCAGGCCUCUUUGUGUGCCAUGUGCCACCUUCCAAGAAGUGUUGGAAGCCGCAUGCUGGACUGGAUGAAUUCUAGCAGGAAAGAGACCUUUGGGUGGAUUCUGCUAAUCCCAUGCACAGAAUCGCCAAGUUCUUUCCCCACAGGGAUCCUGCACCUUUUAACACCUGAAUGACAGGAGUUGGUAGUGGCUCCCAUGGGGCUCUGGUGGUGUGGUAUCGCUUGGGCAUAGGGACCACAUAUCACAGGUGGAGGAAAGUGCAUUUUGUGUGCAAGCAAAGGGAAGCUUUGCCACACUGGCUGAUGGAUAAUAAUAAUAAUAAUAAUAAUUAAUAAUAAUAAUAAUUUGUUUCCCGCCUCUGCCUCUGGAUCAAGGCGGGGUACAACACAAAGAAAAACACCAUAAAAUACAUACAACUAAUUCAAACAUUUAAAGCCAGUGCAUCAUUAAAAGCAGCACACUAUUAAAAAAAGGCAUCUUAAAAUUCAACUGGAUAGGCCUGCCGGAAGAGAUCAGUCUUUAUGGCUUUCUUAAAUUCUGGAAGACUGUUAAGUUGACGAAUCUCUCCCGGCAGCCCAGUUCCAUCCUUGCACAAGUGCCCAUCUAUGGGAGGAGCAGCUGUUGCCAAGGAUGUGGCAACGGCCUCUGCUCUACUGCCAAGUAGAAAUAGUGGGCUGCCCCUCUCAGAGACUGCAUACUGGGUUGCAAACCACAGAAGCAUGGAAUUA
Molecule: messenger RNA, 2668 nt
Organism: Elgaria multicarinata webbii
Lineage: Eukaryota; Metazoa; Chordata; Lepidosauria; Squamata; Anguidae
Product: probable flap endonuclease 1 homolog
Exons: 12
Coding region: 163-1464 (433 amino acids)
Cellular component (GO): nucleus
Molecular function (GO): 5'-3' exonuclease activity; magnesium ion binding; DNA binding
Source: RefSeq, a predicted model, not a curated record